GAAGAGAAAACGAGGGAAUCGACUAUCGAGAGUAGAGUGAUCUCGAGAUCGAGAUCGAGAUCGAGAGAGAGAGAGAGAGAGAGGAUGGUGAAGGUGAGGAUGAACACGGCGGACGUGGCGGCGGAGGUGAAGUGCCUCCGCCGCCUCAUCGGCAUGCGCUGUGCCAACGUGUACGACAUCUCCCCCAAGGCAUACUUGUUCAAGCUCAUGAAUAGUAGUGGGAUCACGGAUUCUGGAGAGAGUGAAAAGGUCAUGCUUUUGAUGGAAAGCGGCGUUCGAUUGCACACUACUCAAUAUGCUCGUGAUAAAAAUACAACUCCUUCUGGGUUUACUCUCAAGUUGCGCAAGCACAUUCGGACAAGAAGGCUUGAAGAUGUGCGCCAACUUGGAUAUGAUCGUAUUAUCCUUUUUCAAUUUGGAUUGGGUGCCAAUGCUCAUUAUGUUAUUUUGGAACUUUAUGCUCAAGGAAAUAUACUCCUUACUGAUUCUGAGUAUACUGUCUUGACACUUCUCCGGUCACACAGAGAUGAUGAUAAAGGGCUGGCGAUUAUGUCACGCCAUCGGUAUCCAAUUGAAGCUUGCCGUGUUUUUGAAAGGACUAGCUUUACCAAAUUAAAAAUGGAACUCACUUCUGUGAAGUCAGUCGAUGAUAAAGAACCUACUAAUUUUGAUGAAAGUGGUGGUGAUGCUCAUGAAAAAUCAAAAGAAACAAGUAAAAAUAGUAAGAAUAGUAAGAAUAAAAAUGCACAUGAUGCAAAUAAGAAGCUCAAUGAUGGAGCUCGGCCAAAUAAGUCUACUUUAAAGACUCUUCUAGGGGAUGCGUUGAAUUAUGGUCCUGCUCUUUCUGAGCACAUCAUAUUGGAUGCUGGGCUUAUUCCUAAUAUGAAAGUUGGAAAUAGCACUGAUAGCCAGAUAGAUGAAGACUCUAUGCAGGCUUUGGCAAAAGCUGUAGCUAGGUUUGAGGACUGGCUUGCAGAUGUUAUAUCAGGUCAGAAAGUUCCAGAAGGGUACAUUUUAAUGCAGAGUAAAGCCACUGGGAAGAAGGAAAAUAUACCACUUUCAGAGCCAACUUUGGAUAAGAUCUAUGAUGAAUUCUGCCCUUUGCUGUUGAAUCAGUUGAAGUCCAGGGAAUGCGUGAAAUUUGAGACAUUUGAUGCAGCCCUGGAUGAGUUCUAUAGUAAAAUUGAAAGCCAAAGGGCAGAGCAACAGGCAAAAGCAAAAGAGGGAUCUGCCAUGCAGAAACUCAGUAAAAUACGUUUGGAUCAGGAAAAUCGUGUGCAAACACUGAGGAAAGAAGUGGAUCAUUGUGUUAAAAUGGCAGAGUUGAUUGAAUACAACUUAGAAGAUGUGGAUGCUGCAAUUUUAGCAGUUCGAGUUGCCCUUGCAAAUGGGAUGAAUUGGGACGAUCUUGCACGCAUGGUGAAGGAAGAGAAAAAAUCAGGAAAUCCUGUUGCUGGCCUCAUUGAUAAACUCCAUCUUGAAAGAAAUUGUAUAACUCUGCUACUGAGCAAUGAUCUUGAUGAAAUGGAUGAGGAUGAGAAAACCAGCCCUGUUGACCGGGUAGAGGUUGAUUUGGCACUUUCUGCACAUGCCAAUGCCCGACAUUGGUUUGAGCUAAAGAAAAAACAGGAGUUCAAACAAGAAAAGACAAUCACUGCACAUGAGAAGGCUUUCAAAGCAGCUGAAAAGAAGACUCGUCUUCAACUUGCUCAGGAAAAGACUGUGGCUGCAAUCUCUCACAUACGCAAAGUUCAUUGGUUUGAGAAAUUUAACUGGUUUAUCAGCAGCGAGAAUUAUUUGGUUAUUAGUGGUCGUGAUGCUCAGCAAAAUGAGAUGAUAGUCAAGCGAUACAUGUCUAAAGGAGAUUUGUACAUCCAUGCAGACCUGCACGGAGCUUCCAGUACUGUGAUCAAGAACCACAAACCUGAUCAUCCAGUACCACCUCUCACACUGAAUCAAGCAGGAUGCUUCACUGUUUGUCACAGCCAAGCAUGGGACUCAAAGAUUGUUACCAGUGCUUGGUGGGUCUACCCUCACCAAGUCAGUAAAACAGCUCCCACUGGCGAGUAUCUUACAGUAGGAAGUUUUAUGAUUCGUGGUAAAAAGAACUUCCUGCCUCCUCACCCCCUUGUUAUGGGUUUUGGUAUUCUAUUUCGAUUAGAUGAGAGUUCCUUGGCAUCUCAUCUAAAUGAAAGAAGGGUAAGAGGUGAAGAUGAAGGUGACCAAGAAAUUGAAGGGGAAUUGCAUAAAGAGCCAAGUGCUUCUGAUUCAGGCGAUGAAGUCAAUGGUGAAGGUGGGAUAAAUAAGGACUUGAGUCAUGUGUCGAGCUUGAGCAUGAACCAUUUGGAAGUUGAAGAAAAGCUUUCAAAAGUUAUUGAUGCACCUUUAGUAUCACCAUCUCGUCUUGAAACAUCUGGUGACUUCAUAGAGGAAGUUAUUGAAGGAGUGGAUUCCUCAAAGGGCAUGCACACUGAAUUAGAACCUGAGACAGGCCAAAGAAGUGUGACUUCUAAAUCAUCUGAACUUGAUACUCUCAUGGACAUGGCCCUGGGCCUUGGCCCUGCCAAAUUAUUGAGUACAAGUUCUGCACUCAGCACUACACAGCCAGCUUUCACAGAGGACCCUGAUCUUGAAGGGAGGAAAGGUACAAUGCGAGAAAAGCCUUACAUUUCAAACGCUGAAAGACGGAAAUCAAAAAAGGACCAGAAAAAUGGUACUGGAAAUGAUGAUAAUGAAAAGGAACAUAACAAACCAUCUGUUAGAACAGAUGUCAGUGAAAAUCAGAAGCCUGCAAGUUCAAAGAUUACUCGGGGGCAAAAGAGCAAGCUUAAGAAGAUAAAAGAGAAGUAUGCUGAACAGGACGAAGAAGAAAGGAAAAUUCGCAUGGCGUUGCUAGCUUCUGCUGGAAAAAUUGUCGAAAUGGAAAAGGAGCAAGGGCAAAGUGAAGUCCUUGGUGGAUCAAGCAAAUCAAUAAUUGGAGCCGAAGAUGACUCGAAGAUAUGCUAUAGGUGUAAAAAGGUUGGCCACCUUUCUCGCGAUUGUCCAGAAUAUAUGGCUGAAAGUGAUCAUCCACAUCCAGUUACAAAUAAGCAUGACAACAAUGAUGUCUCUCAAGAUCUUUCGGCUACAGAGCUGGGCAAAGCAACUGCUGAGAUGGAUAAAAUUACAAUUGGAGAAGAUGGUAUCAAUGAGAUAGGUGAAGAGGAGAAGGAGAAACUAAAUGAUUUAGACUAUUUGACUGGCAAUCCACUUGUCAAUGACAUUUUACUGUAUGCUGUUCCUGUGUGUGGUCCGUAUAAUGCUCUGCAGACGUACAAAUAUCGUGUCAAAAUCACUCCAGGCACUGCAAAGAAAGGAAAAGCUGCCAAGACUGCGAUGAAUCUAUUUAGUAGUCAUAUACCAGAAGUGACAAAUCGGGAGAAUAAGGAGCUCAUGAAAGCAUGUACAGAUCCCGAAUUGGUAGCUACUGCUGCAAUCAUCGGCAAUGUGAAAAUAACAGCGCCAGGCCUCACCCAACUGAAGCAGAAACAGAAGAAGGGGAAGAAAUCAGCUAAGGACAAUUAACUGAGGCCGAGGCUGUGUCAUGAAUGCGGCUUUUGAUACUAAAGCGUAUUUCUACAUGCAGCAACAAGUUUUUGCGAGCUGUGCAAAUGCAGAAGAGAGGAGCUUCAUGUGGUCAUUAUACUUCUCUGUAAAUAUGUUUGAUCACAGUGUAAUUGUUUUCCUUUCUGUUUUUUAGCCAUGAAAUUUGACCAUGAAACUGAUGGAAUUGUGGCAAAUGUAUUGAUGAUAUUUACAUUAAAAAUCUUUUCUUUUAA
Messenger RNA from Dioscorea cayenensis subsp. rotundata (Guinea yam), 3818 nucleotides. RefSeq names its product nuclear export mediator factor NEMF-like. Lineage: Eukaryota; Viridiplantae; Streptophyta; Magnoliopsida; Dioscoreales; Dioscoreaceae. The record is from RefSeq and is a predicted model, not a curated record. Gene Ontology annotation, cellular component: RQC complex. Gene Ontology annotation, biological process: rescue of stalled cytosolic ribosome; ribosome-associated ubiquitin-dependent protein catabolic process. Gene Ontology annotation, molecular function: zinc ion binding; ribosomal large subunit binding; tRNA binding.